Messenger RNA from Jaculus jaculus (lesser Egyptian jerboa), 822 nucleotides. RefSeq names its product dynein axonemal assembly factor 6 (gene Dnaaf6). The coding region runs from base 58 to 702 and encodes 214 amino acids. Lineage: Eukaryota; Metazoa; Chordata; Mammalia; Rodentia; Dipodidae. The record is from RefSeq and is a predicted model, not a curated record. Gene Ontology annotation, biological process: flagellated sperm motility; axonemal dynein complex assembly. Gene Ontology annotation, cellular component: cytoplasm. Gene Ontology annotation, molecular function: protein-folding chaperone binding; dynein intermediate chain binding. The transcript is spliced from 7 exons.
ACCCUGACUAACAUAGAUUUGUGGUACCAGGAGAAGUUCUAGAGAAACAGAAUUAAUAUGGAAUUUGGAAAUGCCAAAACUGAAAAUAUGGAGGCAGAAAACAUGAAAGCAGAAAAAAAGAAACCUAAAGAUAUGGAAUUUGAGACAUUUUCUACUGUUUCAGCAAUGGAAGCACUCUCUAGUCUACUUUAUCCUGAAGAAGAGGAUGAUUUUGACUUCAAACAGGCACAGUACUUGUCUUCUGCUAGUCCAGAGAAUAUUGGACCACCCACAGCAAAAGAGCAGUUCAAAGUCAUUCCUAUAUCCAGUGGUGAAGCAAAUGACAACAUCUGGGAUCCAGAUGAGGUUCUAGAAGGGGCAGAGCAUGAAGAUGUAUGGGAUCUUCGAGACAUUCCAGAGUACGAAAUUAUAUUCCAACAGAAGGUGGGAACUGAGGAUAUAUACCUAGGAUUAACAAGCAAGGAUCCUUCAACAGCAUGUUGUCAGGAGAUAUUGGUUAAAAUUAAACUGCCUGAAACAAACCCUUCUGAACUUCAUCUUGAUGUCCAAGAGAGGAUCCUUGAUCUUCGCACUCCUAAUAAGAGGCUGUUUGUAAACCUUCCCCAUCCCGUGGAAUGCAGCAGUGCUAAAGCAUGCUAUAUCCCAGAAUGUGAAACACUUGAAGUCACUAUGACACUGCAAAGAGGGUUUAAUUUUUGUUAAUUGUUUUUUUCUGAAACUACAUGGACAAGGAGAAAACAUGGUAAAAAUGGCACUGAUAAUAUUUUUAAUGUUGAAAAUCGGUUAAGGUUUUCUGUAUUCGACUUAUUCUAACAUAUUGUA